Coccidioides posadasii C735 delta SOWgp is the source of this 240-nucleotide messenger RNA. RefSeq lists its product as uncharacterized. NCBI's taxonomy places the organism in Eukaryota, Fungi, Ascomycota, Eurotiomycetes, Onygenales, Onygenaceae. The record is from RefSeq and is a predicted model, not a curated record.
AUGGCGAUUUGUAUUACUUUCGGGACGCAUGAAUUUACCUCGCGGCUCCAAGGAUACGAAAAUAUAACGGCACAAUGCCAGAACUGCGGAAAUUGGUCUGCUCAAUGCAUCACUCGGUGGCCAUGGUUUACAGUAUGUUUCGUGCCUGUUAUUCCGUUGGCAUUCCAUAAGUACAAGGAAGUAUAUUGUCACAUCUGCCGGUUUACACAGGAUAUAAAGUAUGCGAAUGAUCCCGUCUGA